AACAGGCAGCAAAGUACCUUUGUUACAGCGUGCAAGUCUGCUCGAGCUGAUCAACCGCAUUGAUAUCAAAACACAGAACCAAGCAUACCUACCUAUGGAAGAUAUCAAAACCAUAUAUGUCAAUAUGCUUGGCACAGAAGGCUUAAAAAAUCACAUACCUUCAUUGAACAGAAAGUAGCUAAAAGAAAACGUCCUCAAUGCCUUGCCACACCUGAAGUCGUGUCUGCCAAAAAAUUUGAAGGAAGUCAGCUGUUCUCUAUUGCCCAAAGGCAUGCGAGAAAAGCAUGGUUCAUUCUGCGAUGGAAAGUCAUGAUAAUGAAGAGGACAACAUGGACACUAUCUACAGAGCAGCACACUUGAUAAGGAAAAGCACUGCAAACUUUACCAAAGCAGCUGACGAUGCAAACACCAUACAGGUCGCCAGUGACAUCCAUGACGUUCCAGUUGAACUGUAUACCAUGAUCCACUGGAUCAUGAUAGGACCUGCUGAGAGCCUACAAUCUCAAAGGAGGACCACAGCUGUUGAAAGAACAGCACUCACAGUAUCUGAUCAGAGGCCCCUGGGUAGUUGGACAGUAAAACAAGGUCAACGUAUCACUUGUCCUGCUGUGUCUAAUCAUAGAACUGGUGAAUAUGUUGUUGUACAUGAUGAAAAGGUGCUCAGGAUUUGGAAGAAUGAUGAUGUCAACUUUGAUAAAGUGUUUAAAGCAACGCUCUCGGCUGCCGUGUGUCGAGUCCACAGUCUUCCAGAUACAGAACCUCUCGUGUUGUUUCGGGGAGGAGCUGUCCACUUCUUGGAUGCUUUACUUGCAGAUCCGCAACAAGAAAUUGAAAGCUUUCUAACAGAAGGAGAGACAAUCGUGUGGUCAAAAAUGUUUUUGGAAGAUGGGCAGCCUAUAUUAAUCUACAUUACAGAAAAGCAUCAGGAUUGCUUUGUGCAUACAUGGAGAACUGGUCCUGGUGUCAGCCAGACGUAUAGACUACAGCCAUUCACAGAGGACUCCCGAGUGUUGGAUUUUGCAGCAUCUCUGACAAACAAAAUGGUGUCUCUAAUAAUGUUACUCUCCACAGGACAUGUGUGUCUUUCUUGGGUUUCUCUUGGGCACUCUGAGCAGAGGACAGAGUCAGUCCUGUCGACAUCAUCUCUACUGCAGCUGCCAGAACCCAUAGAAUCAGGAGCUUUAGUCGUUCUUGAUGAGUCUUACAUUGCCACACUCACUCUCUCCCCAGCAAAGCAGAAAGAUUGCCUUUGUAUAUGGAAUACAUCUUUGCAGACUUUGCAGGAUUCUAAGGAGUUUGUGCAGAAAUCAUUUGCUCAGCUCUGGAGUUACGAUAACAAACUGUACAUACCGCAUGGAAACUCGCUGCUAGUUAUACGGUACAUCUGUGAGCCAUCGUGUCUGGCGUCUGCAUUAGGAAAAGGCAUCGUUUUUGGGAAACCAGAUCUAGACCCUGUACCGGUUGUAAAUUGGGGAUUAUUGAUUGGAAAGACCACACAACCCAGACAUUUAGCAUCAAAGAAACUAUCCAGAGUGAAAAAGAAGCAAGACCACAAUGAGAACAGACGUCAGCUGCAAGAUCUCCUCUCUGAUAUCCCGACCACCUCGGAAAGCCAGAUUCCUUCUCUUGUUCAGUGUGCCAUAUCAGACCAGGAGCUGCCAGAGUUCCAGAUUAUUGCUGCUAAAAUGAUGCAAGGACUGAUAAAUCGCUGCAAGAGUGACACAAAGUUCUACCCUCAGAGUUCGAUUAUUAAACUCAUUGAGACUAAACAGCUGUCGUACAGCUUAUGCCCAGAUUUGAUGAUGUUUUGCCUGGAAAAGCAAGAUGUCCGUGUCCUACAGCUUUGCUUGCAGCAAUUCAUAGAUAUACCUGAAGCUGUUGUCUGCUCGUGUUUAAAAACAUUCCUCAGUGUUGAUGAAGAUACCCUACAAGAUGUGGUCCUGGACACAGUCUCAUCUGCGUGGUAUAUUCUUGUGAGUGACAACUCCAAUGUCCCGAUGGAACCAGAGCAAAGCACUGUGGUACAGAAUGGGUUCAGCCCCACACUGGUAGAGGAGAACAGCUGUGACAUUCAGAUUUUGGACAAGAUAAUUCAGAGACAAGAGACGCAGAGUUUUCCAGUCAGCCUUAAGCGAGCAGUAAUACUACACAGGAAUUCAGUCAUCACCUCCUUGUACAGCGAGACUUAUCUUCUGCCUCAUCUCAAGGAUCUCUCUUCCGACCAAGUCAUUCUGUUUCUGAGCUAUCUUUUCUACCUGUAUAAAAAGUGCAGUGAAAAUGUUGCAUUAAACCUUCCAGGAGAAGAGCAUCUGUCUGUCACACAGAUAUUAGAUUGGAUGAAUCUCCUGCUGGAUGCCAAUUUCACUGUGUUAGUUAUGUUGCCAAAAGCGAAACCACUGCUUCGUACCCUUCAAAAAUUUGUUAGAACACAGAUGAAGUUUUACUCUGAGCUCAACAAGAUUGAAGGAAGUUUAUCAGAAUUACAGAGAUUACAAAGGCCUUCAAAAAGCAUUGGCAGAUACUCCAUCGAAGUUCUGGAACUAUAUUAAUUUAAUGGACAUUGCUAUGUUUUGUAUUUUUUUUCCAACAGUUCUUUUUUUGACAUUUGGAAAACAUCACCGGCCUCCUGUAAAGUUAUCAGAUUAGGGGAAUGUACAAUGUAUUGACAAAUCUUUGUAAUGGUUAAAAAAAAAAAAAUCUAAUUUCUUAAUUUA
Pseudophryne corroboree (corroboree frog) is the source of this 2714-nucleotide messenger RNA. RefSeq names its product nucleolar protein 11 (gene NOL11). Gene Ontology annotation, cellular component: nucleus; nucleolus. The record is from RefSeq and is a predicted model, not a curated record. Bases 285 to 2549 code for a protein of 754 amino acids. Lineage: Eukaryota; Metazoa; Chordata; Amphibia; Anura; Myobatrachidae. The transcript has 18 exons. Gene Ontology annotation, molecular function: protein binding; RNA binding. Gene Ontology annotation, biological process: maturation of SSU-rRNA.